AUGGUGAUGACGAUCUCCGAGGGUCGCGGCAACUUCAGGAUCGGGUGCGUGGAGUUCAACUGCAACUCCGGGUAUGCCAACUGGCGAGAAGGAUGGUCCCAAGACAAGAAGCGUUGGUGCUGCGAGCAGAAGCAGAAGGGCUGCAAGGGCGACACGGGUGCGGACGAGCUCGCCGAUCAAGACGAAGCGGCAGAGUCAAGCGCAGGGAAGUCCAAAAUUUACGGGGAAGACUCCGAAGACGACGAGCAGCACGACUACAUCAUAAACUUGCCGCCGUCUUGGAGCAUGGACAGCGUUAGGGCCUUUCAGGAGAAGGCGUGCAAGAAGGUCGAGGAGCACGGGGGCAUGAAGUGCGACGCCCCCGCAGACGGAGGGGGGGACCUCCGCGCCGUGCAGAUCAGGGCCUCUGCCAAGUGGGCCGGGACCUCGGUGCCCGCCGCCGCCCUGGCGGGCGGUGUGCCCCCCCCCUCCGCGGGGGGCGCUCCGGGCUCCUGCCGCUCCGGUGGCGACGUGCCGGAGGUGCUUCGCUGCGCUGUCUGCGUGCGGGUGCGGGCCGGGGGGGACCUCCGCGCCGUGCAGAUCAGGGCCUCUGCCAAGUGGGCCGGGACCUCGGCGCCCCCGCCCCGCCCUCGCAGGGCCCGCCUCGGCGACCCCCCCCACCGCCCCGCGGUUCGCUCGGCGACUCGAGGUGCCCGCCGCCGCCCUGGCGGGCGGGGUGCCCCCCCCCUCCGCGGGGGGCGCUCCGGGCUCCUGCCGCUCCGGUGGCGACGUGCCGGAGGUGUUGCGCUGCGCGGCGCGUGCGGGUGCGGGCCGGACGGGCGCCUCCGGCAUGCCGGUCCUGUAGCCUCGUGCCGCGUCCAUGCCGCGGCGACCUCGCCGCAGCAUCGAUCCCGCCGCAUGCGCUCGCCGCUGCACGCCGCCCAGACUCGGCCAACGUUGAGCGAUCCGCUCUGCUGA
Prorocentrum cordatum is the source of this 957-nucleotide messenger RNA. NCBI's taxonomy places the organism in Eukaryota, Dinophyceae, Prorocentrales, Prorocentraceae. The record is from the annotation of a GenBank genome assembly.